UUGAACGCAACGGGGCUUUGGGAAUCGUGCGUGCACGCAAAAAGCUAAGCAAAAAAAAAAGAAAAAUUUCAAAUUGCAAGCAUAACGCUGAGUAAAAAGAAAUGUGCGCAAAAAUAGUGUAAAAAUAUAAAAGCCAAAAGCAGCACACAGAAAAAAAUGUGCGGGCAGCGUGAAAAAAGCUAAAAGGAGAGCAGCAAGUGGAGCAAAAUGUAAACUACACACGCACACUCACACAGAUCACAUAUGUAAGUUGUUUGCAGUGCUGCAGCGCAAAGUCACAUAACAUUUUUAAUAUUCGCCGGCGUGAACAAUAAUGCAAAAAUGACAGCAAUACGGUUAAGCAAUAAACAAAUGAGUGGCAAACGGCUCUAAAUGACUACAACAACAGCAACCGGAACAACAACAAUAGCAAGAUAAUAAUAAGCCUACCAGGAAGCAAGCUGCCGUUGAGUGUGAAAGCUUUAACUAGAACUAAGUCGAAAAGAGCCAAAUUACUAAUUUUCAAGAUUGCGUGUAAGGAGUUCACAGAGUGUGCUAGAAAUAUAAAUACAAAAAGAGAGAGAGAUAGAGAGAGAGAGAAGCCUCCAUUGACCGUUGACUACCUCCAAGUCGCCCCCGUCCCAUCGCGCAUCCGUUUUGGGACACUGAAACAUUCCACCACACAGUAUGGCCUCGGUCGCCGCUUGGCUGCCCUUUGCACGGGCGGCGGCCAUCGGUUGGGUGCCGAUAGCUACGCAUCCAUUGCCACCUCCUCCGGUGCCCAAGGAUCGUCGCAAAACGGACGAUGAGAAGCUGCUGAUAAACGUAUCCGGCCGUCGCUUCGAGACCUGGCGGAACACUCUCGAGAAAUAUCCGGACACGCUGCUUGGCUCGAAUGAGCGCGAGUUUUUCUACGACGAGGAUUGCAAAGAAUAUUUCUUUGAUCGGGAUCCGGACAUAUUUCGGCACAUACUCAACUAUUAUCGCACUGGUAAAUUGCAUUAUCCGAAACAUGAAUGCCUCACCAGCUACGACGAGGAGUUGGCCUUCUUUGGCAUCCUGCCGGAUGUGAUCGGCGAUUGCUGCUAUGAGGACUACCGCGAUCGCAAGCGCGAGAAUGCCGAACGCCUCAUGGACGACAAGCUGUCGGAGAAUGGCGAUCAGAAUCUGCAACAGCUAACCAACAUACGUCAGAAGAUGUGGCGUGCCUUCGAGAAUCCGCACACAUCCACCAGUGCCCUGGUCUUCUACUAUGUCACCGGCUUCUUUAUAGCCGUCUCCGUCAUGGCCAACGUUGUGGAGACGGUGCCUUGCGGCCAUCGGCCCGGACGAGCCGGCACUCUGCCCUGCGGCGAACGCUACAAAAUCGUGUUCUUCUGCCUGGACACCGCCUGCGUGAUGAUCUUCACCGCCGAGUAUCUGCUCCGUCUGUUCGCGGCGCCCGAUCGCUGUAAGUUCGUGCGCAGCGUGAUGAGCAUCAUCGAUGUGGUUGCCAUCAUGCCCUACUACAUUGGCCUGGGCAUCACAGACAACGACGAUGUCAGCGGCGCCUUUGUCACGUUGCGUGUCUUCCGCGUCUUUCGCAUCUUCAAAUUCUCCCGGCACUCGCAGGGUCUGCGCAUUCUCGGCUAUACGCUCAAGUCGUGCGCCAGUGAGUUAGGCUUUUUGGUCUUCUCGCUGGCCAUGGCGAUCAUCAUAUUUGCCACGGUCAUGUUCUAUGCCGAGAAAAAUGUCAAUGGCACCAAUUUCACAUCGAUACCGGCGGCCUUCUGGUACACCAUUGUCACAAUGACGACCUUGGGCUACGGUGACAUGGUGCCGGAGACAAUAGCUGGCAAAAUAGUUGGAGGUGUUUGCUCGCUCAGCGGAGUGCUGGUCAUCGCCUUACCUGUACCUGUUAUUGUAUCGAACUUUAGUAGAAUAUAUCAUCAGAAUCAGCGUGCGGAUAAGCGCAAGGCACAGCGGAAAGCUCGGCUCGCGCGCAUCCGUAUUGCGAAGGCUUCGUCGGGAGCGGCGUUUGUCAACAAGAAAAAGGCGGCGGAGGCGCGCUGGGCAGCGCAGGAGUCGGGCAUUGAGCUGGACGAUAAUUAUAGGGAUGAGGAUAUCUUUGAGCUGCAGCAUCAUCAUCUGCUGCGGUGUCUCGAAAAGACAACGGAUCGUGAAUUUGUCGAGUUAGAAAUUGCAUAUAAUGGCCAGUCAAAGCGACCGGGCUCGCCCUCGCCGAUGGCUAGUCCCGCCCACUCGACAAACAGCGCUGCGGGUCUAUUGCAAUCAUGCUGUGGACGCUGUUGCUCCCAGCGUUAUCAGGCCUGCGGAAAGUAUAUGCCAGCAGCCAGUAAUGCUCAAAAUAGCCAAAACAAUCAGCCAAUGGAUGGCACCUACCUGGUGGAGGCAUCCUUCUGAGCCAGCGUCGGAGAUGAUGUGGGGAUAGUGCUGAAGAAGCUGAUUUAAGUUUAUAUUUAGUCUAACUUGAAAAGUUUUUAAAUUGAAUUGAAUUUAUUGUAGACAAAGAAUUCUAAACAAAACAACUGUAAUCUAACAAACAAAAAUCUCUAAAAUCUGAUUUUCGAGUUAAAUGCAAAAUAUUUUAAUUAAAUUUUGCAAAAACACCAAAUCGCAAACUUCUGAAUGUGUAAAAUGUAAUAGCAAUACACACAGGAUCAAUAGAUAAGCUGCACAUUAACAACAAUGGGUAAAUAUAUAGCGCAUAUAUAGAAAGGUGGAAAAUACAGAAUAAAAAUCCCAACACUUACGAAUUGCGAUGAGGCAAAGUCGGAUUUGAUUAGCGAGACCCCGCUAAUAAACUUAAAAAUUAAUAUUUAACACUAUUUACUUUACAUAGGUGACAAAACGACGACAACAACAACAACAAAUAAAAAAUAAAUAAAAACACCAACAACAGAAACAGAAGCAUUUUAGAGGAAUUUACUGUGUAUGUUUUUAAGCGGGCAUUAAUACAAAAUAAUAGGAUUGCAAAUAGAUUAAAAAAUUCAGAAUAACAAUUGUUAUGUACUUACUCACUCAAGCAAGUUGCAUUGGGUCCAAAAAAAAAAAGAAAAAAUGAAAAAUAAACGAAUUAAAAAGAAGAAAAGCCACAGCCAUCGUGGGCAAACGAUUUGAGUAGCGGUAAGCCGAAAAGAACUAUUUGAAUAUUUAAAAAAAAAUUAAGAAAACAAAUCGAAUGAAACAAAA
Molecule: messenger RNA, 3171 nt
Organism: Drosophila grimshawi
Lineage: Eukaryota; Metazoa; Arthropoda; Insecta; Diptera; Drosophilidae
Gene: Shal
Product: potassium voltage-gated channel protein Shal
Exons: 7
Coding region: 667-2382 (571 amino acids)
Biological process (GO): potassium ion transmembrane transport; protein homooligomerization
Cellular component (GO): voltage-gated potassium channel complex; membrane
Molecular function (GO): protein binding; A-type (transient outward) potassium channel activity
Source: RefSeq, a predicted model, not a curated record